AUGGCUCUUAUGGACUUGAUUUUAGGAUUUGCUAAAAAGAUUAAGGAAAGCUCAGGGCAAAAGAAAAGUGGUGAGGUGGUGGUGCUCCCCCCUCUGCUGCACCUCCAAUUCUACCCCACUCCCCACCUCCAAUCCCUCCCUGCACCUCCAAUUCUACCCCACUCUCCGCCUCCAAUCCCUCCCUGCACCUCCAAUUCUAUCCCACUCUCCGCCUCCAAUCCCUCCCUGCACCUCCAAUUCUACCCCACUCUCCGCUUCCAAUUCUACCCCACUCUCCGCCUCCAAUCCCUCCCUGCACCUCCAAUUCUAUCCCACUCUCCGCCUCCAAUCCCUCCCUGCACCUCCAAUUCUACCCCACUCUCCGCCUCCAAUCCCUCCCUGCACCUCCAAUUCUACCCCACUCUCCGCUUCCAAUCUCUCCCUGCGCCUCCAAUUCUACCCCACUCCCCGCCUCCAAUCCCACCCUGCACCUCCAAUUCUACCCCACUCUCCGCCUCCAAUUCCCCCUGA
Molecule: messenger RNA, 510 nt
Organism: Ostrea edulis (European flat oyster)
Lineage: Eukaryota; Metazoa; Mollusca; Bivalvia; Ostreida; Ostreidae
Exons: 2
Coding region: 1-510 (169 amino acids)
Source: RefSeq, a predicted model, not a curated record